AUGCGCUUCAACACUAUCACUUUAUCCAUUCUCCUCGCUCAGAGCACAUGCCUCGCUGCUCCCGUAGACGGCAUUGCCUCGUCCCCAGGCUUCUCUCUCGCUCCGAGAAGCAAGCUCGAAACUCGUGAUUCCUACGAUUGCAAUGGAAGUGGUCUUUGCGGUACGAUCUCCGUUAAAAACUGCGAUGACGCCGUCAACAACCGGCUGAUUCGUAACAACGACGUCAACUAUGGCGCACCUGGGAGCGGGAGACCGCAGACAGGUACAUGCCAAGGCGCCUGCGGUAUCUUCAUCCAGGGGAGAUCUACCUGUGCUCGCACGGGUAAUCAGAUCUGGUAUGACUACCAGGACAUCAGACGCUCUGGCUGCCGAAUCUGCGGCAGUAAGCAUUGGGGAGACGGAUGCUUGACGACCAUCAACCGUGUCAGUGGCUGCAGUAACUGA
Fusarium odoratissimum NRRL 54006 is the source of this 444-nucleotide messenger RNA. RefSeq lists its product as uncharacterized. The coding region runs from base 1 to 444 and encodes 147 amino acids. NCBI's taxonomy places the organism in Eukaryota, Fungi, Ascomycota, Sordariomycetes, Hypocreales, Nectriaceae. The transcript is spliced from 2 exons. The record is from RefSeq and is a predicted model, not a curated record.